Daktulosphaira vitifoliae (grape phylloxera) is the source of this 996-nucleotide messenger RNA. It is a transcript of the gene Fer1HCH, whose product is annotated as ferritin subunit. Gene Ontology annotation, molecular function: ferrous iron binding; ferric iron binding. Gene Ontology annotation, biological process: iron ion transport; intracellular iron ion homeostasis. The record is from RefSeq and is a predicted model, not a curated record. Gene Ontology annotation, cellular component: cytoplasm. The transcript is spliced from 6 exons. NCBI's taxonomy places the organism in Eukaryota, Metazoa, Arthropoda, Insecta, Hemiptera, Phylloxeridae. Bases 200 to 859 code for a protein of 219 amino acids.
GAACAAACACGCACACGCUCGUCUAGGAACAGACAAAAGACAAGGUCGAAGUGGGGUACUGAUAACAACAGAGUCUGUCAUUUGUCAAUUAUUCAAUUUCAUUGUCGUCGUCGUUCUCUGUUAAGGAAUGAUCAACAAUUUAUAAAUAUUCGGAAUACUGUCAAUAAUUUUUAUCGCGCUGAAAACUUGAAGAUUAAAAAUGUUAAAAAUUACCUUUUUUGUCGUUGCAAUUUUUGUGGUGGUUAGUGACUAUCAAGUCCAAGCUAAAAUGCAAUGUAAAUUACCUAAGGUUCAAAUUCCUGAUGACUGGAUAUCUAUGGUUGAUCCUUGUACAAAAAAAUUGAAAUCACAAGUCCAAGAAGAACUAAUUGCGUCAAUGACAUAUUUUGCUAUGGGAGCACAUUUUUCAAAAGACACAGUGAAUCGUCCAGGAUUUGCAAAAAUAUUUUUUGAAAGUGCUAGUGAAGAACGAGAACAUGCCAUUAAAAUUAUUGGGUAUUUAUUGAUGAGAGGUGGUCUUACGCAAGAUAUUAGCCAACUAAUUCGUGACCCUCAACCACUAGCUGAAACAUGGGCCGAUGGAUUGAGUGCAUUAAAAGAUGCUUUAAAAUUAGAAGCACACGUAACUCGUAAGAUAAGAGACAUUGCUAGUGUUUGUGAAGAACCUGGACGGGAGGGACAAGAUUUUAAUGACUAUCAUUUGGUUGAUUGGUUGACUGGAGAUUUCUUGACUGAGCAAUAUGAAGGCCAACGUGAUUUAGCUGGAAAAAUAUCAAAUCUAGGUAAAAUGAUGGAUUCUCAUGGAGCUCUUGGAGAGUUCCUCUUUGACAAAAAACUGUUGAAUGGAGAGUCAUUGUAAUUGUAAAGUAGCCUUAUUAUAGCUCUAUUUUUUUCUAUUAUAUUGUAUUUAUUUUGUAUAAUUAUUAUUACUUAUUUAAUUUAUAUAUAUAUAAAAAAAAAAAAAAAUUAUAUUACCAAUUUACAAUUUAAUCUUAU